UGCCAAUUUUAGCUGUUAUUGGGGCAAUCGUAAGCGCUGCUACAGGUGGAAAUCGUGGAAAACAUGGCGGUGGCGGUGGUCACGGUCAUGGCCCAACCAAAACAAUCAUCAUCAAAUCGAGCGGAAGACACGGUGGUAGCAGCGGCGGUGGACACUAUCAUGGCGGUUCAAGUCAUGGAAGCUCACUUUCACCUGGUCUCUUGGCCGCAAUCAGUGGAAAGCAUAGUUCGCACGGCAGCUAUGGACACGGUAGCAGCUAUGGAUACGGUGGAAGCAGCCAUGGUGGAAUCGAUACAGCUACUAUUGUUGGCGCAGCUCUUGGCGGCGGUUCACAUGGUGGUUAUAGCAGUCAUGGUCAUGGUCAUGGUCAUGGUCAUGGUCAUGGAUCAGGAGGCAUCGACGCUGGAACAAUUGUAUCGGCUUUGA
Messenger RNA from Sitodiplosis mosellana (orange wheat blossom midge), 426 nucleotides. RefSeq lists its product as uncharacterized. NCBI's taxonomy places the organism in Eukaryota, Metazoa, Arthropoda, Insecta, Diptera, Cecidomyiidae. The transcript is spliced from 3 exons. The coding region runs from base 64 to 426 and encodes 120 amino acids. The record is from RefSeq and is a predicted model, not a curated record.